AGUUUGAUAAAGGCCUGUUCAGUUGUUGCGAACCUGCGUUCAGACAUCAGUAAAUAUCAGUAUUUAAUUGAUACUCAAGUAAAAGCUUUCCAAUCAUGGGCACGUCUGACGCGACCAAGAUUUUUGCUCUGCUUUGUGUUUUUCUUCUCUGUGGGACUUCGCCCUCACUUCAGACAGAGAAACACUCCCUGUAUUACAUUUACACGGCCUUGUCCCAACCUGUCAAUCAGCCGGGCAUCUAUCAGUUCACUGCUAUGGGUCUGCUGGAUGACAGACAGAUUGACUAUUACAAUAGUGAUGGACAGAGAAAGAUUCCCAAACAGCAGUGGAUGAAAGAGAAAAUGCAGGAGGAUUACUGGGAAAAAGGCACCCAGUCAAGAAAGAGCAAAGAACAGUGGUUUAAUGUGAACGUCGACAUUCUGAUGAAACGUAUGAGACACAAUGAGACAGAUGUUCAUGUUCUUCAGUGGAGACAUGGUUGUGAAAUUGAGAUACAUGGAAGUGAAGUGAAUUUUUCCAAAGGCAUUGAUGAGUACAGCUACGAUGGAGAGAACUUCCUAUCUUUUGAUGAUAAGGAGUCUCAGUGGGUCGCUCCUGUUGAUGCAGCUGUUCCAACCAAGAGAAAGUGGGAUAAAGUGCCCAUCCUAAACCAGUACACCAAGGGCUACCUGGAGAAAGAGUGUGUGGACUGGCUUAACAAAUUCAGAGACUAUGAAGAUGAGGAGCUCAGAAAGGGCUCUCCUCCAAAAGUUAAUGUGUUUGCAAAAAGUUCUACUAAGGACAAAAGCAAGCUGAAACUCACCUGUCUGGCCACUGGCUUCUACCCCAAAGAUGUGAUGUUGACCAUAAGGAAAUAUCGCACAUCCCUGCCUGAAGAUGAGAUUGAAUCCUCAGGAGUCAGACCAAACCAUGAUGAAACCUUCCAGCUGAGGAAGAGUGUGGUUAUCAAGGAGGAUGAAAAAGCAGAAUAUGAUUGUUUUGUGUUUCACAGAACCCUCAAAGGACCAAUUAUCAUCACAUGGGAUGGGAAAUGCACAGACUGCAACAAAGGCUCUACCUCUAUUCCCACUGGACCUGUGAUUGGAGCUAUAGUUAUAAUAGCUAUAAUAGUUCUUGUUGCAGCACUCGGCUUUUACCUUUAUAAGACUAAAAGACUCGUUAUCCCAUGGAGUAAUACCAAUGGAGCAGCACAAAGGAAUCAUGCUAAUGGAGUAACUCAAAAUCUUCUCCCAGGGGAGAAUUAUAGCAAUGGACAUGCACAAACAGCAGCCAAUGGACAUGCACAAACAGCAGCCAGUGGACAUGCACAAACAGCAGCCAGUGGACAUGCACAAACAGCAGCCAAUGGAGGAAGCAGUGGAACGGAAGCCAUCGUCUAACUGUAAAAUAGCAUAUGAAGCAGGAAAAGUAGUGACUGAAGAUGGAGAUGGCCUUUCUGAUUUUUUUCUUACUUUCAUCAUAUCUACCAUGUGCUUUGCUUUCCUGAAUUCUUUAAGUGUGUAAGAUCUGGUCAGAGUCAGACAUAGGUAACUUAAACUGAGAGCAGGGUUCGUACAAGGUGUUUAAAGUGCUUGAAUUUGACUUUUUGAAAUUUAAGUCCUGGAAAACCCUUGAAAACAGCCAUAUUUUUGAGAAGGUACUUG
Sinocyclocheilus rhinocerous is the source of this 1643-nucleotide messenger RNA. RefSeq names its product H-2 class I histocompatibility antigen, Q10 alpha chain-like. Bases 96 to 1379 code for a protein of 427 amino acids. Gene Ontology annotation, biological process: immune response. The record is from RefSeq and is a predicted model, not a curated record. NCBI's taxonomy places the organism in Eukaryota, Metazoa, Chordata, Actinopteri, Cypriniformes, Cyprinidae. The transcript has 9 exons. Gene Ontology annotation, cellular component: external side of plasma membrane.